AUGCCCGACUUGCACAGUCUCCCGGAUGGCUGGUUGCCAGGAAGCGAUAUCUUGCGCAACAAUGGUCCAGACAACCUUGUGAUAGAGCGACUCAACUUGCGAGAACUCGCAGAAGGCCGGCCGUGUUACAGGGACGCGUGCGAAUGGGAGAACUUUGCGUCCAUUUUUCACGAGGACGCCUACGUAUACACUACGUGGUCCGGGCGAGUCAAGUACACCGACUUCAUCGAGGGGUCGAAAGCUGGCAUGGACAACGGAGCAUUCAUCAUGCACCGCUGCCAUGGCGUCACCAGCGACAUCACCCCGGACGCAAGGCGCGCAGUCACCAAGAUGAAGGCGACCAUAACACAGAGGUUCGUCAUAGACGGGUGCGAGGUGGACGCGGAAGCAGACUGCCGCUUCAUCUUCUUCUUUGAGAAGGAGGAUGGCCGGUGGGGCGCCCGGUUCGUCCGUCACUGGUACGAGAAGGACAAAUUGAUACCCGUGAACCCUGCCAAGGUGCCGGUGCUCGAUGGAGAGAAACUCAGAUCGUACCCCGAUGGGUACAAGGUACUGGCAUAUUGUCAAGAAGCCACCAUGGGGGUGUCGGUCCUGAAGGAUAUGCCUGGUCAUCGGCGUCAUGCGGGUACAGCGUCUGGUGACAAGCACGAUCUUCUCUACCGUCAGGCACGUGCCUGGCUGGAAGGAGGUGAGAUAGAAAUCUAG
Diaporthe citri is the source of this 705-nucleotide messenger RNA. RefSeq lists its product as uncharacterized. Bases 1 to 705 code for a protein of 234 amino acids. Lineage: Eukaryota; Fungi; Ascomycota; Sordariomycetes; Diaporthales; Diaporthaceae. The record is from RefSeq and is a predicted model, not a curated record. The transcript is spliced from 2 exons.